Molecule: messenger RNA, 4633 nt
Organism: Nothobranchius furzeri (turquoise killifish)
Lineage: Eukaryota; Metazoa; Chordata; Actinopteri; Cyprinodontiformes; Nothobranchiidae
Product: golgin subfamily A member 6-like protein 22
Source: RefSeq, a predicted model, not a curated record
UUAACAAAACAAUAUUUAAGCCUAAGGUCUUUUGAGAUGCAUGCUUUAUGUUUCAGACUCUUAUUGUGAAAAGUUAUGCGGUUCCAAUCCAGACGCUGCUGCGCUGCUGCUUGUGGUCUCCGUUAGGGGGCGUGGCCUAUACAAAGGGCUCAGUGACGUCAUACACACAGUAUUAAAGAGCGUCUCCUAGAGAACACAUCUCAGAAGAGAAGAGGUCUUACAUUCGCCGAUAGCUUAUCUGCACACAUAUUAAUCAUUCUUAAGACAUUUAAAUCACAGAAAAAGCAUCAAUGGAGACCAUAAUUUACCAGGAAGACAUAAACUGGCUGAACAACCUUUCGACCACAGAAAAACAUGAGCGAUGCCAAGAUGCCAAGGUAUAUUUUUCUGAAACUAUCAAAAAAAUGAGUCGAGCGUCACAAGUGGUCAUUAAGGCUUUUGAGGACGAACAAAAGUCCCACAAUGAAACCAAGAGAAAUUAUGAGCAGACUAUUGAAACACUGAAAGAGAAAGACUGUCUCAUAAUUUCCCUUCAGGAAGGCAUCGCGACAGCAGAAGCUAAAGUUUUAGCCGCUGAAAAACGGGCAAACGAUUACAAACAGAUGUUUCUUGAAGAACAAAAGGCUCAUCAUGAAGUGAGAAGAUCUUACAAGGAAACAGUGAACACUUUGAUUGAAAACGAUUGUCUGAAGGUUUCAUUGAAGGAACUAGAAAAAGAGAAAGCAUCUCAUGCUGAGACGCGGGAAACACAACAAAAUAUUAUCCUCACUAUUCAGGCAGAGAAAGAGGCGCUCCGUCUUCAAACGAUUAAGGAUGCCGAUGAGAUGGAACGGCGGUUUGGACAAAAAAUACGACAAUUAGAAGAGAAUCUGGAGCAGAAAGACGUUUUGUAUCAAAGCCUCGACGAUAGAUAUAGAGCUGAGCUUUCAGAUGUCAAACAGCUGAUGGAAAAUUUAAACCAGGAGUUAGAAGAGGAAAAACAAAUUCGUAAAGAAAGAGAAGACAUUAUUUUUACUAUUCAGGCAGAGAAAGAAGAUCUCUGUUCCCAAAUGCAGCAGCAGACAUCUGAUUUGAACAAAUUGUACGACGAAACAACGAGAACUUUUAUAAGGCAACUCGAGGAGAAAGACGUUUUGUAUCAAAACCUCGACAAUAAGUAUAGAGCUGAGCUUUCAGAGAGCCGUCAGCAAGUAGAACAUUUACACCGGGAAUUAGAGAAGGAAGCGAAAGCUCGUAAAGAAAACGAGGAAAUGAUUAGGAUUGUUCAGGAUGAAAAAGUAGAGCUUUAUAAUCAGAUGGAGGACAAAGCACGAGCUAUGGAAAGACAGUUUGAAACAGAAAAGAUGAAUUUCAUGAAAGAUCUCGAGCAGAAAGACGUUUUAUAUCAAGACCUGGAACAAAAUUAUAAGAGUGAGCUUUCAGAGAGCCGUCGGCAAGUGGAAAAUUUGCACAGGGAGUUAAAGAAUGAAAGGAAACUUUGUAAAGAAAACGAGGAAAUGAUUAGGAUUGUUCAGGAUGAAAAAGUAGAGCUUUAUAAUCAGAUGGAGGACAAAGCACGAGCUAUGGAAAGACAGUUUGAAACAGAAAAGAGGAAUUUUAUGAAAGAUCUGGAGGAGAGAGAGGUUUCUUGUCAGGACCUCGAGAAAAAGUAUAAAACUGAGGUUUUUAAUAGUAAACGGCAGAUAGAAAGUUUACAACAGGAGAUGGAAAAAGAACGUGAGGAAGCAGCACAAACUAUUUUAACUAUUCAGUCUGAAAAAGAGGCGCUUAGAGUCCAGAUGGCACAGCAGUUAGACGUAGAAAAGAGCAAACUUCAGGAAGAUCUGAACAAAGGAGAAGGUUUAUACCGGGACCUUAGAAAAAAGUAUAUGGAGUUGUUCUUUGUAGCAGCACAUAGUUGCUAAAUCUAUAGAUACCACGCGUCAGCCUGAGGAAGUCUGCAGCCGCAGACGAAACGUAGCGGAAAAACAGGAAACAAAACUGUUUCUGUGUUUUAAACAAAGAACGACAGCAUGGGGUUAUACAUACCACGUUCUGCAGUGGAUGCACACACGUUCUCACUUAGGUCGAGUCCGAUAUGCUCCCACGGCUGAGUCUAAAUGCUCAUUUGUUACAUUUAGUUGGUUUAUUAUAGUUUUUAGAUGCAUUUUUAGUUCAUUAGUUAUAAGAUCAAUAAUCAAACUGUUAGUUUUUAGUUCGUUUUUAGAUGAUUACAAAAUAAGAGAACUUCCAUCAAGGGUGACUAAAUCACGUCCCUUCCCUGACACAUCACCACCUAGUCGUCUGUAAAUUUAAAAAAAAUGACCACACAAGGAUUACGUCACAGAAAACACACCUCCACAUCAUUUCUGUGUGUCCUUGUGCUGCGUGGGGGUUUUCUCUGGGAGCUCCAGUUCACCCCCGACCCAAAAUCCUAACCUAUUGUUACCCUGGUGGAUCUGCUCAGCUUUUCAGCAAUCUUUUGGAAAGAGAUGCAUUUAUCUAGUUACUGCUGGCUCUAAUAUUAAUUAAGGGACCUGCCAGCAUCUGGCAGAGCCCUUAUAUUCUUCACUGGAGCAGCAUGCUCCCCCACAACCAACACUUUUCUAAGCAAUCCAAUUCAAAAAUCUUUCCUCAUGCCUCUGACAUAUUUUCAGAGCUUUGAUCGUCGUUACAAUUCAAAUAUAAAUUCAUUUUUAAGUCAAAUUUGGCCUGUUUUCCCAAACAGCAGGCUUCCCACCAUAGGUUUGGUGGGUUUCAGCUGGGAGCUGACGUGUGAGGACUCCCUCCCACCCAAACUACUAGCUGGGGCCCUUCCUGUGCUGGCGCCAUUUAUUCUGGAAAUUGUCAACAGCAGCCUUUCGACUGGAGUGAUUCCAACCACCUUCAAAAAUGCAGUCGUGCAUCCACUACUGAAAAAACCUGGCCCAGAUCAUACUGACCUUUCUAACUAUCGUCCGAUUUCCAAACCCCGUUUUUAUCCAAGAUUAUUGAGAAAGUAGUCCACACUCAACUUUCCAAUUACUUGGGAGAUCAAAGCCUCCUUGACCACUUUUAGUCUGGCUUUAGGCCUCACCACAGCACAGAAACUGCACACCUUCGUGUAUUAAAUGAUAUCCUGGUGGCAACUGAUACUGGUUCCCAUGUCCUGUUACUCCUGGACCUCUGCUGCCUUCGACACAGUGGACCAUGACAUCCUACUUAGGAGGCUGGAGUUGUGGGUGGGGGUGAAAGGGACCCCACUUCACUGGUUCAGGUCCUAUUUGUCAGAUAGGCAAUUUAGUGUUCACAUUGACACAUUUUCCUCUCCAUCUACCCCACUUCGCCGGGGUGUGCCUCAGGGUUUGAUUCUGGGGCCACUCCUGUUCUCGAUUUACUUAUUGCCAUUGGGGAUGAUUUUAGCAAACCUUGGAAUAAGUUAUCACCUUUACGCUGACGACUGACAGAUUUAUUUGGCUUUAAGUAAACCUGACUAGACACGCCUUCUCGUUGACUGUAUUACUGCAGUUAAAGGCUGGCUGUCGGAGAACUUCCCUUGCCUUAACGAAAACAAGACCGACGCCAUUCUCUUUAAUCCAAUAAAUCCAAAGCAUGCACCUGGUGAUUUCCUAUCUACCAUUUUUAAAUUUCAAAUCUUGUGUAACCAGUCUGGGAGUGAAACUUGUCUCUGAUCUGUCAGUGAGUUCACAAAUUAACGCUACAGUCAGGUCUUGUUUUUUUCAACUACGUCGCAUCUCACGUUUAAAGUCAAUAGUCAAACGACCACAGCUGGAGUCUGUUGUUCACGCCUUUGUCACCUCACAUUUAGACUAUGCCAACUCAGUACUUAUUGGUGUCAGUGUCUCAGCAAUUGAGCGUCUUCAGAGAGUACAGAAUGUGGCGGCUAGCUUCCUGACAAACACCUUUGGACGCUGUCACAUUUCACCUGUCCUUGCACGCUUGCACUGGCUGCCUGUUAAAUAUUGCAUCUAGUUUAAGGUUUUGACCUUUGUUUACAACAUCCUGAAUGGUCAAGCCCCUGCUUAUCUGUCAGAACUGCUUAAGCCUUAUGCUCCAACCAGAAACCUGAGAUCGGCAGAUCUCUUGCUUUUGUGCAUCCCAAAAAUGAGGUAUAAAUCUCGUGGGGAGCGGGCCUUUGCGUUCGCUGCUCCUAAACUUUGGAAUGCUCUCCCCCUUAGUGUUCGACAGGCCCCAGAACUGGGUCGAUUCAAGCCUGUACUGAAGGCCUACUUCUAUCAUUUAGCUUUUGAUCAAUGACCAAGCUUUUACUGUUUUUAUGUUUUUAUUGUGACUCUGUUUUUAACUCUAGUAUGUUUCUUUUAAAUUUUUAGGUUAUUCCUUUUAUCUCCUAUAUGAUUUUUAUCUUGUUUUUAUCUUGGGGUUUCUCCUUUUUAUUACUACUGUACAGCAUUUUGGUCAGCUGCCAUGCUGUUUUUAAAUGUGCUUUAUAAAUAAACCUGGUAUGGUGUGUGUCCCAGCAGAGACCUGAUGUGUGUCCCAGCUGGGAGCUGAUUCGUGACUCAGGCUCAGUUGAUAAAACUCUGUCGAUUAAGAGGCCCACACAGGUGUCUUCAGCUAUAUGAUGCCAUCCGUUGAUGAUGUCAGAAUUAUUUAAUAAAUAAAAAAAAAAAGAAUUCUGAAAGCAUUUUUGUGA